GGGAUAGAGAGAGAACAACUGCGAAGAAAAGAGAUGGACCUCAGAAGAACCCAGAGAUAAAACUGUAGUUUUGAAUGACCACCUGGCUUGCAGAACAAUGUGAAGAGAUGCAGAGAGCUGAAUUAUUGAGACGAAAACAGCACAUCCGGUGAGAACAAUAUCUCUUCUGUCCGCCUUUGCUUGGCAACAUCGCAUCCACAGUUGACACCGGCCCUGUUUAUCUUUGUGGAGCAACAAGCCGAGCACUGUGACUGUCUCUCAUGUCAUCUCUGACAUGAUGCUCCAGACGCUGAAAGAGAUAAUGCUGCCGCUCCUGAUGAUGAUGAUGAUGAUGAUGAUGAUAUCUAACAUGGGUCAGUCACAUAUCUGACAAUCCUGCAGGACAGACAUAUGCUGCUUGUCUGUUAAGGCAGCAGCAGAGACAAACAGGAGGAGCUGGCCUGUGUGGAAUCAAUGCCAAUCGCCCGAUUUGACUGGAAGUGCACCGUCUGGACAACUUUGACCAGCCUCCGUAAUCCUCGUGUAACCUCGCUGUUUUGAGCAUCUGUCCAAGCGAGUUAAUCAUGGCCAGCAUGGCGGUUCAACUCCUCGGCUUCUUCUUGGGGCUGUUGGGUUUUGUAGGAACUUUGGUCGCAACUCUGUUGCCCCACUGGCGCAGCACAGCCUACGUGGGCUCAAACAUCAUCACAGCCACUUCCUACAUGAAAGGCCUGUGGAUGGAGUGUGUAUGGCACAGCACUGGCAUAUACCAAUGUGAGCUGUACAGAUCUCUGCUGGCACUGCCGCGCGACCUGCAGGCUGCCCGGGCACUCAUGGUGCUCUCCUGCGUGACCUCAAUCCUUGCAUCUCUGGUGUCUGUGAUGGGGAUGAAGUGUACCCGCUUUGCUCGCGGCUCGUUGAUCAAGUCUCCACUGGCACUAAGUGGGGCGAUUUGUUUCCUCUGUGCUGGCUUGCUCUGCCUGGUCACAGUGUCCUGGACCACCAACGAUGUCAUCAUGGAUUUCUACGACCCCUUCCUCCCCAGCGGGUUGAAGUAUGAGAUUGGCCUGGCCGUGUACCUCGGAUACGCCUCGGCCUGCCUCAGCCUGACUGGAGGACUUGUGCUGUGCUGGAGCAGCAGUGGUAACAGGUCACGGAGCUCCCUCCAUAUGCGGAGACAUCAACCAUCAUCACCUCCCCCUGCCUUCAACCACAUAUAUCCUCCUGCUCCACUCUACAAGCCCCCAGAAGCCCUGAAGGACAAUCAUGCUCCCUCACUGUGCUCCCUUAAUAGCAAUGGUUAUAGACUCAAUAACUACGUCUAAGACUGGAGUAAAUACUAACACCAUAACUGCAAUGCCACAAGGACUGAUAUGAACAAAGAACAUACUAUAUAUACAGUCAUCCGAACACUUCUCCAGCUUAUUUUUAAUAUCUAUUGAUGUAUUGCUGCCUCCUCCAUACACAUAAGACAAGUUUAAAAACUGGGGAAGGACUGGUGUGGUGUGAGAGAGAGAAGUGAGGACUGAAAGAUGUUGUCCUACUGCUUAGGACCAGAAGGUGGCAGUAUUUUACAGCAAAUAACCACAGAAGAAACUCCAGAAGUCAGAGUCCACUCUGUGCCGCAACACUCUGAUGUUAAUGGAUAAGCAAUUGUUCUGUAACUUUCUUGUUGUAGCCUACUUUCUAGUUGGGAUUAACUCAAAGC
Larimichthys crocea (large yellow croaker) is the source of this 1687-nucleotide messenger RNA. Its product is annotated as claudin-14. The coding region runs from base 564 to 1304 and encodes 246 amino acids. Gene Ontology annotation, cellular component: bicellular tight junction; membrane. Gene Ontology annotation, molecular function: structural molecule activity. Lineage: Eukaryota; Metazoa; Chordata; Actinopteri; Sciaenidae. The transcript is spliced from 4 exons. The record is from RefSeq and is a predicted model, not a curated record.